This is a messenger RNA of Synchytrium microbalum, 2139 nucleotides long. RefSeq lists its product as uncharacterized. Gene Ontology annotation, molecular function: glycosyltransferase activity. Gene Ontology annotation, cellular component: Golgi apparatus. The record is from RefSeq and is a predicted model, not a curated record. Lineage: Eukaryota; Fungi; Chytridiomycota; Chytridiomycetes; Synchytriales; Synchytriaceae. The transcript is spliced from 10 exons. The coding region runs from base 1 to 2139 and encodes 712 amino acids.
AUGAGGAAGGGACUCGGACAGUUGGAAUGCACCCGUAGACUCGGAAUAUUGCUAUUCUUGUUGGCCCUCUUUUUGUUGGCAUGGCUGGCUUUCGCAACAUCAGAAAUCGGCAUGGAGAAACAUCUGAAUGUUCUGACCGACACUAUACGCCCAAAAUUAUCAUCUCCAUCCAAUACGAUUUGGUCUGCUUCGUCAAAUGUAGAUCUUUCAUCAAAUGCUCCAACCAAUAGUAGAUUUGAUCAUCUCCCAAAACACGAUCACGAUCCUAGUGAGCUGCGGGCUUGGUUUACUGCCAGAGCUCGCAAUAAUACUAUAAUGAUGUCUCAGACAAACAAGGCAGGCACUCCGUUUACCAAGAAUAUGAUAUGUAGUCUAGUAAAAUCAGAUCCUACUGUCAUUCAACACAUCAUUAUAUGGGCAACUGAUGAAGAGGCCGCCAAGGAUUUGUUGCUCUUUGAGGCUGAAACCACUCGGUUGACUGGCUACAGCUUUGGUGUUUAUUUUGACAGGAGGUAUCAAACAAAUCAAGUCUGGAACGGCGGGUGGGAUAAUUCUACCGGUUAUUUCGAGAUCAUGGAUAUUCGUCGCCUAGUGUUUGCUCGUGUUAUCGAAAUAUUGGAUAUGAGUCUAAUAUUUGUCGAUGGGGAUGUCGUCUUCUUCAAAAAUCCAUUUACAACCCUCAAUGUUCCAUUUGGUGUUCCUGGUCUUGCACAUGGACUGGAAGAGGAUGAAAUCACAGUGUGGGAGGACUUGUACAAUGAUCUCCCGGACCUAGUUUAUAGUACAGAUGCGAGAAAGCAAUUUGAUGACCUAGAUGACCCUUACGAAGGCGAGCCCAGGGUGCCUAAGUUAUGUGGUGGAUUUUUUUAUGCUAGAGUAAAUGGCAGAACAAAAUUAGUAUUUAAGUCACUUCUUGCCAUGAAGAUGAACGACCAAUGGGGCAUGGUAGAUUUGCUCAAUAACUAUUUUGAUUCGGUACUCGUAAAUCCCUUACCCUUGGGUAUCAAAAGUCGAAAAGAUCGCCCUCAGAAUGCUAGGGCAACCAAUAUUGCUAGAGAUGCAGUCCGUGUACUCAUCCUUUCUCAAGUUGCCUAUAUGAAUGCACUCUCUCACCAAACUUCGCCAUCAGAGUUACCUGAGCAUUUCCAUUCCAGGAUGAUGGACUUGGAAGAACGAGGCGAAUCACGUGUGCUCUAUCACCCAAACUGGUGGAGUCGCAACAAGACUAGAAUUUUUGAAGAUCAUCGACUUUGGACGUUGGCUUUGGACCAUCAAACUUGUGCUAUAGAACCAGAAAUUCCAGACUACUGUAAUGAUAUCGGUGUCAAGGACGUCGUCACAGACAUCAAACCUCUAGAGACACCAACAGUAUCUGCAACAGAGGCUUGGCGUCAUGUUGAGCAGGUGCAAGAUGGUCCUUCUCCAAACAGCAUUCCUCGUGAACUGAAAGAGGCAUUUCUGAAUUCCCCUGCUCUGGAAUUCCAACAGAAAUUCAUGAACGAGACACGCAAAAACACAUUCUGGUCUCCAUCAUACAUCAAUAAUUACCGUUCAUUUGUAAAUUCUCGAAAGCCAUUCUUUUCACAGAAUGUAACAGACCUCUACCUUGCUUUGGAAAGUUGGGCAUCGACAGCUGUCCAGAAUAAACGAUGUUUAGUCAUCGGCUCAGAUGAACCGUGGCAAGAGGCAAUGCUGCUAGAGUUUGGGGCGUCGCAUGUGUCCACUGUAGAAAUGGCCAGCAUCGACUCGAGACAUCCUCUGACUAGAAUGUAUACCCCAACUCAAUUCGAGAAGGCUCAUCAAAGAGGUAGUCUCCAGCCAUUUGACUGUUGUCUAGUCACCAGCUGGCUUCAGCAUACCGGGCUAGGCCGAUAUGGUGAAGGUCUAGAACCUGCUGGUGACCUGUAUGCCAUGAGACGCAUUAUGAGUGUUCUUAAGCCGGGUGGAAUAGCAUUUGUUGGCAUCCCAACCGGCGAUGAUGCUCUUAUAUGGAACGAAGGCCGGAUUUAUGGACGCGGUAGACUGCCCCUGUUAUUUGCAGGUUGGGCAAUUAAGAGUGUGUACCCAGAAAAGGUGUUUCAUGGUGAUAAGCCGUCAUAUUCGAUUUGGGUGUUGAAAAAUACGGCUGCCUGUACAUAG